Molecule: messenger RNA, 3204 nt
Organism: Corvus hawaiiensis (hawaiian crow)
Lineage: Eukaryota; Metazoa; Chordata; Aves; Passeriformes; Corvidae
Gene: BLACAT1
Product: BLACAT1 overlapping LEMD1 locus
Exons: 3
Coding region: 1281-1508 (75 amino acids)
Source: RefSeq, a predicted model, not a curated record
CACAGCCUCACAAUCCCCUUUACAAUUAGGAAGACACCUAUUCAGCACCGCUCGGGCAGCGCCGGGGCUUUUGUUCCUUCUCUUCUCCGCCGGCCGAGCUCUCCCCGGUGCCUCCGCUCGGCUCCGAGCAGCGCUCGGCGCCUCCUGAAGUUGCUUUGCAGGAUCCCCCCCCCCAAAAAAAAGAAUCGCUGGAGUCCCGCGGGUGAGGCUGCGGGAGGAGAGAGGAGGGGGGAAGAAAAGCAGGAGAAAAAAAAAAGGAGGAAAAAAAGUAAGACGGCGUUUUUUUCUCUCGCUUUCUUUGUCUGGAGCGUUGCCUGCAGGAGCUGCGUGCGUGAGGGCGAGUGGGGGCACCGGGGGAACGCUCAGCCCGCGGUGGGAUCGGCGCUGAGCACACGCGGAGCACCCGCAGGCACCUGCAUCCCCCCGCUCCCGGCUGCCUUUCCUGGGCAGCAUCCCCGGGGAUGCCAGCCUGGAGCAUCCCAAAGCGAUCCGAGCCCUCAGUCUGUGCCGAGAACGUGGGAAUAUAUGGAUUUAAUUCUCCUGGCGGUGUUGUAGCCGAAGGGUGGCUGUGGCUUGCUGCGGCUCUGUUCUUGUGGAGGUAGCUGGUGAGCUUGGGGAAAAAUUAAAUUGGCUUUGUUUUGGGUGAGAAUAAUCCCGAGCUGGUGAAAAUUCAUCUCUGUGUGAAUAUCUGUGAGGUGUGUGUGUAUAUUCAUGCUACAUCCCCAUUAUUUAUGUUGACAGAGAAUUACAUGCAACACAUGUUAAGGCAGUUAUCAGUUAAUUACACGUGAGCUCGUUAACGGUUGGGUUCCGCCGGGGCUGGAAUGGGUGCUCCCGUACCCGAAUUUACGUUUUAAGUUUUUCGUCUCUCCCAGGUGAGGCGGGGGGUUCGCAGGACUGGGCUCUGCGUGCGUGCGAACGCUUUGGCAUUGUUUAUAGCGGGAACAAACCCCACGGAGCCUCUGCCUGCUGCAGAAGGUGCGUCUUGCUUUCUGAAGGGCAGAGAGCCGAUCUGCCGCUGCCUGCGCCUGGCUGGAUAUCCCCGGAUCCUGGAAGGAUGCGGGAGGAAGUGGCCGGCAGGGCUGGGGGUGCUGCUGGAGCCGCAUCCCAGCGAUUCCUUCCUCCGGCUGCAAACUUGCAGCUCCAAGCCCCGAGCUGGAAGAGGGAGAGGGAGAGGGAGAAGGAGAGGGAGAGGGAGAGGGAGGCUCUCCGGGUCCUCUCCGAUGAGGUAAUCCCAAAGAAAGAUAAGGGAAGCAGCUCGUGUAUCAACCUGAGCGGUGAUGUCAGCCAGAAGAAAGCAGAUUAAGGACUUGGAGAGAGGAAUUGCCGCGAUUUUGGUGUCACCUGAUUGCUGCUGUUCGUUCAGGUCUCCCGGGGUCGCUCCCGAGCCUCUCCUGCUCCGGGGGAUGCCCCAGUUCACCUUCGCCUGUUUCUGUGGCCUCCACGGCUUCUGCAAGAUGAAGAGGAAGAAGGAAGAGGCCAGCGGGGGGCAGGAGACGGCCGUGUGAGGAGCAGCCCGGGACCCCAUUCCUGUCCCCUGGGAAGGCCAGGGAAGAGCCAAAGCCCAGGAAUGACCUCGCCGAGGAUGUCACCCAGGUCCUGGUGCUGGAAUUGUCCUGGUGAAUGAGGGAUCCUGGUGCUGGAAGGGUCCUGGUGGAUAAGGGAUCCUGGUGCUGGAGGGAUCCUGGUGCUGGAAGGGUCCUGGUGGAUAAGGGAUCCUGGUGCUGGAGGGAUCCUGGUGCUGGAGGGAUCCUGCCCGGCCCCGGGCACUCAGCUGGAAGGCCACGAGCAGCGGCUGCAGGAGGAAAGCCAGGGGAAAGCUGCAGCCUGAGCUCCUCAUCCUCUACCACCUUCCUAAAGCUUCUGCUGGAGAUGGGAAAAAGGAGCUGAAUAUCACCCUGGAGAUCCUGAGGCAGACAUUCCCCAGCAGGACAGAAUUCCAGCCCGCUCCACCUGGAGCACUGGACUCACCACGGGCCCUGCUUGCUCCAGGCAGGGCAAUUCCUGCAUCCAAGGAAUGGAUCCUGCAGCCAAGAGAAAAAAACCCCAAACAACAACAACAAAAAAACCCUUUAAAAUUUUUUUUCCCCAGAAAUCACCUGGUCAAAGCUGUCCUUUCUCCCUGCCGUGGGCAGGAUUUUCUUCCAGCUGCUUCCAGUCUUCCUAUGGUCCAAAAUAGUUUGCGGCUGCCCCAAAACUCGGCGUUUUUCCAAAUGUUAUUGCAAGGACAGGGCCCAGGCAGCUCCAGGUGGGCCCAGGGAAGCUCCCGUUGCUUUGGGAAAAUGCUGACUUUGUCUGCUCCUAUUUUUGCACAUCAGCAGAUCCUCCCGAAUUCCACCUUGGCAUCCCCAGCGCUGCCCUUGGCGAGGACCUUCGGGAUCAGCUCUGGGCCAAACAAAAAUCCGAGGAAGUUGGCGGAACUCACAGGGCAUUUCCUGAAUGUAACUUCGUUUUUGCACAAGGAUUCCUGGUGGCCACACGAGCAAUACAUUUAAAGACUUCAUUUGGGGUUAAUCUGGAGUUUAUCACAAGUGUAAAGAUGAGGGUGGAAUUCCAGCCUUGUUUUCUUCCAGGAUAAAUCCAGAGGGACAGCCUGACACCGAGAUACGUAGAAAAAUAUUAAUUAUGCAGAAAUGACCUUGGACUGGCUCCCAACCCCCAGAUUUUUCCUGUUUCUCCAGGUUUUUUCCUAUGCAAGAACACACAAAAAAACCAGCAAAACCAAAGCCAGCCUCAUAGCAGGUCCUGACUCCACAAAGCCCUACUUAAACCUGAGGCUUUGCUUCGGGAUUUUGCUCCACCCCAUCAAUUUUCCUGAUUCCAGCCUGCAUCGAUCCCUGGAAAAGAAGGAAAGGCACAGAACCAUCCUCGAGCCUCUCCCUCCUGCUCCCUGACACGGAUCAAAGAAUUUAAUCUCUUUUUAUUGUCUUUUUUUUUUCUUUUUUUAAAUCCCAGCUGCCCGGAUUUCAUCGGGAAGGGACUCCUGAGAUGUUCCUCGGGAAUCUCCCGGCCCCAGGAGCCAUAGGAAUCCGUACUGUACAUUUAUUUUUGGGGGGGUUGGGUUUUUUUGGGGGGGGGGGGGAGAAAAUAACCGUGGCGUUUGUAAAUAAGCACGGGCGUCUUCCACGCACAGAGCAGAGCGCUUCCUAUCGGAAUUCCUAUGCCAGAGGAAGAAAUAAAUAAACAAACCAAUUAAUUAAUUAA